GCGAGAAACGGUUGAGUUCUGAAAUGUUCGAGCAAUUGGUUGAGAAUAACGCUCGGAUCAAAUCGAGCAGAUUCAAAGCGAACAAAAAGUGUCUUUUGAUUCCAUUAGGUGUUACGAUCGUCGCAACAAUCGUAAUAUUUCCAAUAAUAUUCUUCAGAGUUUCAUCGUCCCACGACUAUGACCGCGAUCCACCGGGAACUAGUUUGCCUAGGAAGUGUGGCCAACGAACCUCCAAAUCGAACUGGCCUUGGACGGUGCAGAUCAACAAGUACGACGAUUUCGGCUGGGAGGAGACGAUCGCGCUGGGAACGCUUGUGAACCAUCGAUACGUGCUGACUUCGGCGUACGCCAUAAGGAAACAUAAGGACAGCUACCUAGGUUUAUCAGUGGGAGAACCUCCAGGCUUGCAUCGACACAUCGUCAGCAUGAAAUUCAUCGAACACGAAUCCUUUGACUUUCGCGGAGGAAUCAACAUGGUUCUACUUCGACUGGACAAGUCCGUUGAAUUUGAUGAUCACGUCCAGCCGAUUUGUCUUUCGUGGGUACAACCGGAAAUUCCACAACAGCUUACGAUCAAUCCAUCAGAUAAAACUGAGAAAUUGUCCAGUUCUUCGGUGCAGUUGGUAGGCUAUCGAGACUGUUUCAUGCUGUGGUACUCGAACGGGUUCGAUACAGAUCAAGAUUCGAUGCGACUUCACCUGUGCGCCAAGCAAAUGAACAGUAGUGAACAUUGUACUGCCCUUCCGGGAUCACCCCUGCUGGGAGUGUUUCAUGAUAACGGGAAGGAUCGUUUUGUACAGUAUGGUAUCAAACACUACGGGGAUUGUACGGAAGGUUUGCAGAUUUAUACGAAUGUCUCUUUUAAUAUGGAAUGGAUACAAACAACUCUCAACCGCUAUCAAUAAUCUUGCUUGAAUAUGUCGAUAACAAUAAGUUUUAUUUCUAAGCAAUUCCACUGACUCAGUUGGCUCAAGUGUUGUUUUAAAAGUAAAAAAAAUCCAUAAUGCACUCGAGCUCAAAUCCCGGCAGCAAUCAUCAAAUCAAACCCAUCGACAUUUGAUACACCCCCGAAAAACCUCGAAUAAACUGAUGCCCUCAACAACUCUCGGUAGUGACACAUGUUCCACCACACUUUAACGAGCCCUCAAGUGGCCUUCGAACAUUUUUUUUCCUCCAAUUUUUAAUGUUUACUCACUACUCAAAUUUUCGAGGAGUCCACCACCCUCGCACGCCAACUCCCAUAUCCAUAAUCAUAACCAUCAACUUAAUGUUUGGCUUAACGUUCCUCCGAACAAGAAAACGGUAUUAGAGCUACCAUUACGGGUCGUAAUUAAAAAUAUUUACUCUAGUGCUGCCUCCAAAGUCGUUGUUUAGAUAACCGACUGGCCCGGCAGUCAGUGCAGCGCAGCUGUCUCAACUCGUUACGACGAGGUCCUCUUGAGGUCCCAAAAGUUCAUCGACACCCCCGCCCGUCAUCGAUCACCGGGAAUCGCAACAAAUUUUCACGAAAAUUCCAUCACGUGUGGGAACCAAAACUCCCCCCUUCCUGGCCAAAGUGUGACAAAAGUCUAAGAAGUGCGAUUAGCCGCGACCAAACUCACUGCUGGAUCACGUUUCCGUGCGCGGGAAAAUUUCACGCCUGCUUAGAGUAGUAGGCUUUGGCUUGGGAAGAUAGACGUCACGUCACCCUUUGACUUCACACUUUGCUCAUUAAGUGAACUGCGCGUGAUGGAUAUUGAGCAUGCUGAUUUAUUCCCAAAGAAAAGGAAAAAAGAAGGGGGAAAAGCUGGACCACUUUAGAAGUGAUUAUUUCAUGCUUUUG
Culex pipiens pallens (northern house mosquito) is the source of this 1822-nucleotide messenger RNA. Its product is annotated as serine protease grass-like. The transcript has 3 exons. Bases 24 to 905 code for a protein of 293 amino acids. Lineage: Eukaryota; Metazoa; Arthropoda; Insecta; Diptera; Culicidae. Gene Ontology annotation, biological process: proteolysis. The record is from RefSeq and is a predicted model, not a curated record. Gene Ontology annotation, molecular function: serine-type endopeptidase activity.